AGCUCACCGGCCACCAGACUGCCAGGCGCCCUCGGCCACGUCGACUGGCGCGCGAGCCACACGCCAACGCACGUGACGGGACGCGACGAUGAUCCUGACUCGGUUCGCCUCCCCUUCCCUCUGCCGUCCUCGCUCCCGGCCGUUCGUGCUCGUGCCCAAAGCAUCUGCUGGUGGCUUCUCCUCCUCCCCCUCGUCUCGGCCGGUCGUGUCCGUGUCUCCGUCCGCGCAUAUGUAGCGCGCCCGCCACCGACCCCCACUGUCCGCGGGGCGAUCACCGACCGACCCCAUCCACCUUCUUCCCUCGCUCGCAUGGCGAUGCUGCUCCGCAAGGUGUGGGGCUCCGUGCUCGCGCGCGCCGCGGCGCCGGGGGCCGACCCGCCGCCGGGGUCACCGAGGGCCCGCCGCGCGCAGGCGCAGCGCGUGGAGCAGUACCAGUACCACGGCUCGCUGUCGCUGGGCGCGCUCGACGCCGUCCCCACCGACGUGCUCGCCCAGAUCCUGCGCCUGCUGGGCCCGCUCGACGCCGCGCGCUCCAGCGCCGUCUGCCGCGCCUGGCGCGUCCUCGCCUCCGACAACGGCCUCUGGGCCUUCUUCCUCCGCCUCGGCCCCGAGCCCUGGGACCUCGUCGUCUUCGCCGAGACGCACCUCGCCGCCGGCCCCGCCUCGCACCCGUGGCUCUACUACGAUAGCUCGCCGCAGCUCUCGUUUAAGCAGAUUUACGGCCUCCGAGCGGUGGUCCCGGGUACUCUCAUAGUGGAUGGUGGAUCUGGGUAUUGCAAGUAUGGCUGGAGCAAGUACGCUGCUCCUUCUGGGCGUUGCGCUACAUUCUUGGAAUUCGGUAACAUUGAAGCACCUAUGUAUGCAAGGCUUCGUCACUUCUUCUCUACUAUCUAUACGAGGAUGCAAAUAAAGCAUUCGACUCAACCGGUUAUUGUUGUCCUUCCACUAUGUCACUCUGAUGGUUUGAAUACCGAGUCUGCUAGGGCCUCAAGAAAGCAAUACAAGGAGACGUUGUACUCUGUCUUGUUUGACAUGAAUGUUCCUGCUGUUUGUGCUGUCGAUCAAGCAGUUCUAUCUUUGUAUGCUUCUAAACGGAUCUCUGGUAUUGUUGUGCACAUUGGAUUCAAUACAACUUCUGUUGUUCCCAUCUUUCAAGGUAGGGUAAUGUAUGAGAUAGGUGUUGAAACUGUGGGGCAAGGUGCCCUUAAACUCACUGGAUUUCUCAAGGAGUUAAUGCAGCGGAGAAAUAUAUCCUGUGAGUCGCUGUACACAGUUCGAACCAUCAAGGAGAAUGAAGCUUAUCUCUGGCUUCUGACUCUGCCUCUCUUUCUCUCUCAUGUGAAGAAACUUUGCUACGUGGCUGCUGAUUAUGAAGCUGAAUUACGGAAAGAUACACAAGCAUCCUACGCGGUUGAUGGUGAAGGGUGGUUCACUCUGUCAGAAGAGAGAUUCAAGACUCCAGAAAUUCUAUUUCAGCCCCAUAUGGGAGGAAUGCGUGCUAUGGGCUUGCAUAAAGCAGUAGCUCUAUGUAUGGAUCACUGCUAUACUUCAGGAACAGUUGGUGAUGACAGCUGGUACAAGACGAUCGUUUUAGCUGGUGGAUCGUCAUGCUUGCCUGGUUUACCAGAGAGGCUGGAGAAAGAGCUUCACCAACUUCUUCCACCCUAUAUGUCAGAAGGAAUAAGAGUACUCCCCCCUUCAUUUGGCACUGAUUCUGCCUGGUUUGGUGCAAAGAUGAUUAGCAAUGUGAGUACUUUCACUGAGGCAUGGUGUGUAAAGAAGAAACAAUUCCGCCAGAAGACACGGCGAAAUGGUCCAUUGUUUAUGAAUUCCUGGUAAUAAAAAUCUGGCACAAGUCAAGAGUAAAAGAAACAUAAAACAUGGAGUUCGUCCACGCGUCGUUGUAUGGUACACGACAUCCGGUCCAUGCUCCAUGGAGCCUCCACCAGUAUAUAAAAGAAUGAGCAUUCAUGCCCACAUCAUGUAUAUAUGGAUUAUGAGCAAAUGCAUCAUUCGGUAUUGUUGUUAUAAGAUGUUUUGGUAAGUUCAUUGUGGUUAUAGGAUGUCAGUAAAAGCACAGGAAUUGUCUUCAGCAGAACGAUUUGAGUCUCUGACCUCUCUGUUUAUAGUUCUCAUGAAGUUUGGUACAGUUCUAGAUGUUGUAAAACAUUUUGCAAAUGAGAUGGUAUUUUUUAUUUUUAUUUC
Messenger RNA from Sorghum bicolor (sorghum), 2205 nucleotides. Its product is annotated as actin-related protein 8. Bases 310 to 1839 code for a protein of 509 amino acids. The record is from RefSeq and is a predicted model, not a curated record. Gene Ontology annotation, molecular function: protein binding. NCBI's taxonomy places the organism in Eukaryota, Viridiplantae, Streptophyta, Magnoliopsida, Poales, Poaceae. The transcript is spliced from 12 exons.